CGCCAACCCUCUCAACUGCAUUUCGCUUCCAAUGGCAAACAGACUUCAAUGGUCCCUUCUCACAUUCUCUUCUCCCAAGAUUUCAGAUAUCGCCAACCUCUAGAAUCAUGCAGUCCACACGAGUCUUCGCUAGACUCGCAACCAGGCGCAGCUUGAUUGCCGCUGUUCCUCGACGAUACAAAACAUAUUCCGAGCCCAGCACCAAAGAAAAUGAAAGAACACCAUCGACUGCCGAAGAGCAUCGCAAAUAUCAGAAAGAGAGGGAGCUCAAUCCUCACUUGACGAACACAAAUUCCACCAUUGAGAAUGAGAUGCCUUCCGUGGGUGCAGACGCCCCUCCACCGGACCUAAUCAGCUCAGUGGAUUCGAAACAUGUUCCCAAGGAUCGACAUCCCGAGAACACAGAACGGAUGACAGGAGGAACACAACCAGGUGAUCCAAACAAAGUAAGCUCUUCAGAGUUCGGCGUUGGAGAGUUGGAAGGAAUCACAUUCAGAGUUGCUCCCCUACGCCGGACUGGUGAAGAUUUGACGACCAUGAGAGCAAGAUUACUAUACCAAAGCAGGAAGCGAGGGACAUUAGAGUCCGACCUCCUACUUUCCACAUUUGCGGCGGAAAACUUAUCGUCCAUGAACAAGUCACAACUCGAACAGUACGAUCUCUUCCUUGACGAAAAUGACUGGGAUAUAUACUAUUGGGCCACUCAAACACCGACGCCAACCUCGCUCGAAUACGCAGAAGGAGCGGUGACAGAUACGAAGAAGAGCCAAACAACCGAAUACAAUUCCCCUGCCAAUCCUGGACAAACUCAAGAGACUGAUGCUUGGAGACAAGGUGCUCCGCGAAGUGGAGAGUGGGCGCAAACUGUCGGAACGUUCAAACCGGCGUACAGACCAGUACCUCAACGGUGGAAAGAAAGUGAGAUUUUGACCUUACUGCGUAGACAUGUGCGGGAAAGAAGUGCUGGCGGCGUUUUGGAGGACGUCAAAGAUGUCAACGUUGCCAGUAAAGGCAGCGGCUUGGGAAGAAUGCCAGACGUGCAGACCUUUGAAUGAGGGUGUACAUAGGCGCAAUCAUAUUUCUCGGUGGCAUACAGUUUCUCCUUGACGUUUGCUGCUUUCCCUCGAGCAUCUCGAUGACAACUAGAUCAUUUCAUUCCACAUCAUGAACACCAGACGAUAAAAGGAUCGUGGAGAAUAAAUUACAGAUUGGUAGUCUGCAUCGGUCGUGUUGGUCACUGUCGGCAGGCACCUCGUACAAGAAAUGUGAAGCGGUCCGCGACGUCUGAUCAACCGGAUCAUUUGCCGACGCGGUGCUUUACCCGUGGAAGCCGCAGUUAACGCUUUUUCUCCAAUGACAACAUCAUUGCAUCAACGGCCAAACUCCAUA
Molecule: messenger RNA, 1389 nt
Organism: Exophiala viscosa
Lineage: Eukaryota; Fungi; Ascomycota; Eurotiomycetes; Chaetothyriales; Herpotrichiellaceae
Product: Flavinator of succinate dehydrogenase-domain-containing protein
Exons: 2
Coding region: 108-1055 (315 amino acids)
Biological process (GO): mitochondrial electron transport, succinate to ubiquinone; mitochondrial respiratory chain complex II assembly; protein-FAD linkage
Cellular component (GO): mitochondrion
Source: RefSeq, a predicted model, not a curated record